Molecule: messenger RNA, 3471 nt
Organism: Anolis carolinensis (green anole)
Lineage: Eukaryota; Metazoa; Chordata; Lepidosauria; Squamata; Anolidae
Gene: cnga4
Product: cyclic nucleotide gated channel subunit alpha 4
Exons: 6
Coding region: 1-1815 (604 amino acids)
Biological process (GO): potassium ion transport; monoatomic cation transmembrane transport
Cellular component (GO): plasma membrane; intracellular cyclic nucleotide activated cation channel complex
Molecular function (GO): cGMP binding; intracellularly cGMP-activated cation channel activity; protein-containing complex binding
Source: RefSeq, a predicted model, not a curated record
AUGGCGCCUGGCUCUGGGCGAGAAGGGUCCGAGGGGGGUCUGAGGAAUUACUCUUUGACCUCUGGAGCUUGGUCACAGGAAGUUAAGGACAUGCCGGCCUCACGUGAAGACCCUCAGAAGACUGGCUUUUCGCGAGUGAAGAGCUACGGACCUCCAAUCAAAAAGAGCCGAGAGACCCUCACUAGCAAAGCGUCACCCCAGAGCCCCCUUCCUUCUCCCAGCUUUGGGCCCAAAGGGAAGAAGAACUGGGUCCUGGACCCCUCCGGAGACGGCUAUUACCAGUGGCUCCUUGUGAUGAUGGUCCCCAUCGCCUACAACUGGAUCUUCCUAAUCUGCAGGUCCUGCUUCUCCGAUCUGCAGAAGAACUACCUCUUCCUGUGGCUGACCUUGGACUACCUCAGUGACCUGCUCUACCUGGUGGACAUCGGGGUGCACUUCCGCACCGGCUUCCUGGAGGAAGGGCUGCUGGUGGCGGACCCCGGGGCCAUUGCCUGGCGCUACGUGGCCUCCAGGGCCUUUUGGCGGGACGUGGCCUCACUGCUCCCGACGGACCUGCUGUACCUGUGGCUGGGCCUGGGCUGCCCGCUGGGGGUCCGUGCCAACCGCUUGCUGCGCAGCCCCCGACUGCUGGAGGCCCUGGACCGGGCGGAGACCCGCACGGCACGUCCCCACGCCUUCCGCCUGGCCAAGCUGGUCUCCUGCAUCUUAGCCGGCAUCCACUGGCACGGCUGCCUCUACUUCGCCCUCUCGGGACACAUCGGCUUCGGGGUGGACAACUGGGUCUACCCCAACACCAGCGACCCCGACUUUGGCCGGCUGCUGCGCCAGUACCUCCACUCCUUCUACUUCUCGACGCUGGUGCUGACCACGGUGGGGGACACGCCGGAGCCGAGCCGCGAGGAGGAGUUCCUUUUCAUGGCCGGAGGGUUCCUGCUGGCCGUGCUGGCCUUUGCCACCAUCAUGGGCAGCGUGGCCUCUGUGGUGGUGGACAUGGGCCGGGCCGAGGCCGCCUUCCUCCCGGAGCACGACCCGGUCAAGGCCUACCUGCGCGAGCGGCAGGUGGAGCCCCAGCUGCGCCGGCGUGUGGAAAACUGGCUGCAGCACCUGCGCAUGAACUGCAAGAUGAUCCGGGAGGACCAGGCCCUGCGGCACCUCUCCCCGAACCUGCGGGCUCAAGUGGCGGCCGCCGUCCACGUCCCCGCCCUGCGCAAGGUCCAGAUCUUCCGGCACUGCGAGCGCAGCUUCCUGGAGGAGCUGGUCCUGCGCCUGCAGCCACAGGUCUACGUGCCCGGGGAGUACGUCUGCCGCAAGGGGGAGGUGGGCCGCGAGAUGUUCUUCGUGCGCGAGGGGCAGCUGGCCGUGGUGGCCGAAGACGGGGUCACGCGCUACGCCCUCCUCGGGGAGGGGCACUACUUCGGGGAGAUCAGCAUCCUCAGCAUCAAGGGCAACCUUUCGGGCAACCGGCGGACGGCCAACAUCCGCAGCCUGGGCUACUCGGACCUCUUCCGCCUCUCCAAGGGCGACCUGGCCGAGGUGCUGGCCGAGUUCCCCAGCGCCAAGGAGGCCCUGGAGGCCAAGGGCCGGGAGAUCCUGCUCCAGAUGGGCCAGCUGGACACCCAGGUGGAGGCCCGGGAGGAGGCCCAGCGGCGCGAGGAGCAGCGCCGGACACAGGCCCUGCAGCUCCGCCUGGACGCCCUCCAGACACGCCUGGCCCGCAUGCUGGCCGGCCUGGAGUCCGGAGCCCUCAAGCUGACCCUGCGCCUGGAGCGGCUGGAGGGGGGGCGGGGAGGGGAGGGGCCCCCAGAGAGGCCCUGAGACCCCCUCCCCAUGGAGACAGGGGUCAGUCCCCUCCGCCCAGGCCAAAGGCCACCAUCUCCUUGGACUCACCCUCCCUUCCUUUGCAUUGGUCCACAUUGAGGGCUGGUCUAAGUGACCUUCAGUAGACUUGCAGUGGCUCCAAACCCUCUCCCAAGGCUCACCUUCAACAACUCCAGGGAUGUAUCAGCAAUGGUCAGUCAUGGUCAGCUAACCCUUGACCCUGUAGUCGUGGACCCAAACCUUCUCCCAAGACUCGCCUUCAGCAACUCCAGGGAUGGGUCAGCCAUGGUCAGCUGAUUCUUGACCCUUCAGACGUGGAUCCGAACCCUCUCCCAAGUCUCACUUUCAGCAACUCCAGGAACAUAUCAGCAAUGGUCAGUAAUGGUCAGCUAACCCGUGACCCUGAAGUCGUGGACCUAAACCCUCUCCCAAGACUCACCUUCAGCAACUCCAGGGAUGGAUCAGCAAUGGUCAGUAAUGGUCAGCUGACCUUUGACCCUACAGUCAUGGGCCCAAACCUUCUCCCAAGACUCCCCCACAGCAACUCCAGGAAUGUGUCAGCAUUGGUUAGUAAGGGUCAGCUAACCCUUGACCUACAGUCAGCAAGUCCAAACCCCCUCCCAAGGAUCACUCUCAGCUCCUUCAGUAAUGGUCAGCUGAUCCUUGACCUUUCUCUACAGUCAUGGGUCCAAACUCACUCCCAAGACUCACCUUCGGCAACUCCAGGGAUGGGUCAGCAAUGGUCAAUAAUGCUCAGCUAACCCUUGACCCUACAGUCACAGGUCCAAAUGCCCUCCCAUGACUCACUUUCAGCAACUCCAGGGAUGGGUCAGUAAUGGUCAGUAAUGGUCAGUUGACCCUUGACCCUGCAUUCAUGAGUCCAAACCCUCUCCCAAGACUCACCUUCAGCAACUCCAGGGAUGGGUCAAUAAUGCUCAGCUAACCCUUGACCUUACAGUCACAGGUCCAAAUGCCCUCCCAUGACUCACUUUCAGCAACUCCAGGGAUGGGUCAGUAAUGGUCAGCUGACCCUGCAAUUGUGGGUCCAAACUGGUCAGCUAACUUUAAGGCCAAGGUCCAAACCUUCUUCCAAGACUUACCUUCAGCAACUCUAGUGAUAUGUCAGCAAUGGUCAGUAAUGGUCAGCUGACCCUUGACCCUGCAUUCAUGGGUCCAAACCCUCUCCCAAGACUCACCUUCAGCAACUCCAGGGAUGGGUCAGUAAUGGUCAGCUAACCCUUGACUCAAGGUCCAAACCCUCUUCUAAGACAACUUCAGCAACUCUAGUGAUAUGUCAGCACUGGUCAGUAAUGGUCAGUUGACCCGUGACCCUGCAGUUACCAUUCCAAACUCUCUCCCAGAAACUCCAAGGAUGUGUCAGCAAUGGUCAGCUUGGACGGACAUUGGCCGGAGUGGCUGAGCAGCGGGUGGAGGGAGUCUUGGUCCAUCGUCCCUGCAGCCGCAUUCUCUGGAGUGGCACCAAACCCUUUGGCCAGAGAGGACCUGUCCAGUCGCAUCAGAUGGGAUGUCAGCCUGGAACGCACCGGGGGGUCCUGACCCGCUGGACCUGUCACUGACCGCAACAGGGAUUUGGGAUCAUAUUCAGCCUGUGCCUCUUGUUGAUGCAGAAGAGAGUAUUUUGCCUCUCUAUCA